CAGUUGUUUAUGCAGAGUAUGCAGCUAAGAAAUAUAUAGACUUUUAUGAAAUUGUCAUCCUUUACAUGGAAUUGUUAACGGGAAGUACAAUCAUCCAUUUCCGAGUAGCGUUUACGGAGUGCUGCGCGAAUGUAUCAAAUUUACAAAAAAAAAAUUACGUAGGCACGUUUCCUUUGUUACUUCACAGUAGAUUAUACCCGCAGAUGCUUCAAUUAAUCAGCGGAGCUCUUAUUCUGGUACAAACAAAUCUGUUUACAAAGAGAUAACUGGCAAACAUUUAUAAAAAAUAAUUGAACAUGGAUCCUAAGAAAAACGAGUGGAAAUAUUUAUUUAACAAAACUAGGCUCAACUGUGAUGACGAAGAGAAUUCGAUGCAAGAGCUUCAUAAAGGGCAAAAAUUUAAAGGAGAAAAACUAGAAGCGGAUAAUUUUUGUAAACUUGACACCUGCAUCAUUAGUAUAUCUGGAAUGACUUGCAUGUCUUGCGUAAAUAGUAUUACUGAAAUGUUAUCUAAUAAAACUGGAAUUGAAAAUAUUUGUGUCAGCUUAGAAACACACGAAGGCACAUUUUCUUACAAUGACAAAUUAAUAACCCCUCAGCAAAUAGCGGACAUUAUUGAAGAUAUGGGAUUUGGAGCUAAUGUCAAAAACAUAAACAACGAUGUAAUUAAAUUGUCAAAUAACUUGAAAGAUAGCUCGCCUACCAAUGACUUUGUUAAAACUUCGGAACCUAAAAAUAUUGUACAAAAAUGUUUUAUUCACAUUGAUGGUUUAACGUGUAUUUCGUGCGUUACGGCGAUAGAAAAGCAUUGCAAAAAAUUAGUGGGUGUUAAAAAUAUUUUGGUACAUUUUAUAAGUGGAAGGACAGAAAUUGAUUACGAUAGUAAUGUAGUUACACCGGCUGACUUAGCAGCGAGCAUAACGGAUUUAGGAUUCCCUGCCAUACUUAUAAACGAGAAAGGUUCCCAAAUUAAAGAAAGCGAAUUACUCAUAACAGGAAUGUCUUGUUCCUCUUGUGUUAGUAAAAUAGAGAAGACUGUUAAGCAGUUACCAGGUGUUCAAUCUGCGAUGGUAUCUCUCGUAACUCAGAGAGGAAAAAUUAAUUUCGACCCUAGUAAGACUCAUCUCAAUGCUAUUAUAGAUUGCAUACAACAAUUAGGUUUCGGAGUAUCUAUAAAAAGAAAUGAGACGGAGAAUAGACGAUAUUUGGAUCAUAGACUGGAAAUACAAAAAUGGAAAACAUCUUUUUUAGUCUCGCUUGCAUUUGGAGCUCCAAGUAUGAUAUCAAUGACGUAUUUCAUGGUGUCUAUGUCAUUAAUGAAUAACGAAGAUGAAAUGUGCUGUAUACUUCCUGGCUUGUCGCUAGAAAAUUUAAUUUCAUUUAUAUUAUCGACGCCAGUGCAAAUUUUUGGAGGAUGGCACUUUCACAUUCAAGCGUACAAGGCAAUUAAACACGGCACAACAAAUAUGGAUGUUCUCAUAUCAAUGACAGCAACAAUUUCUUACAUAUAUUCCGUACUCGUUCUUGCAAUAGCAAUGAUAACCGAAGAGACUAGUAGUCCAAAAACAUUUUUUGACACGCCACCGAUGCUUCUGGUUUUUGUUAGCCUAGGAAGAUGGUUGGAACAUAUCGCUAAGGGAAAAACUUCAGAAGCACUUUCAAAGCUACUGUCCCUUCAAGCAGCGGAUGCCGUAAUAGUUACUUUAGGUAAAGACAAUGAAAUUUUAACCGAGCGCCUGGUUAAAAUUGAUCUAGUACAACCAGGAGAUAUAUUAAAGGUCAAUCAAGGGAACAAAAUUCCUGUCGACGGCAAAGUAAUUAUAGGUAACUCAACUUGUGACGAAAGUCUAAUUACCGGAGAAAGUAUGCCAGUGUUAAAGAAAGAGGGUUCCAUUGUUAUUGGCGGUUCGAUAAAUUUAAGUGGACCUUUGUACAUUAAAGCCACUCACACGGGAGAAAAAACGACAUUAGCCCAGAUUGUCCAUUUAGUGGAAGAAGCACAAAUGAGUAAAGCGCCGAUUCAACAUAUAGCCGAUAAGAUAGCUGGAUUUUUUGUACCUUUUGUAAUAAUUGUGUCUGCCUUAACCUUGCUGGCAUGGCUCAUCGUAGGCUAUAUUAAUAUUGAUUAUAUAUUGCUGAUGGACAGCGAUCACCUGCGCCACUCGGGCAGGAACAGAGGUGAAGUCAUUUUUCAAAAUGCUUUUCGCAGUGCAUUAUCUGUUUUAGCGAUUGCUUGCCCGUGUGCAUUAGGCCUUGCUACGCCAAUUGCUGUAAUGGUAGGUACUGGAGUUGGUGCUAUCAACGGCAUUUUAAUCAAAAGCUCAGACUCCCUGGAAAAUGCGCAUAAAAUUAAUUGUGUUGUUUUUGAUAAGACAGGAACUGUAACUAAAGGUUUUCCAACAGUAACAAACAUAAGCUUACUUACCAGUAAUAAUGCAUUUAAUAUAGGUAAAAUUUUAGUUAUUAUUGGCAUAGCAGAACUUAAUAGCGAGCAUCCAAUUGCAUCUGCAAUAGUGAACUACGUGAGAGAAGUAAUUGAAACGGAAUUAAGUGGACGAUGUAGUAAUUAUCAAUCGGUGCCAGGUUGUGGUAUGAAAUGUAAGAUCUCUCAUGUUGCUGAUACCUUAUCGAGCAUCGCAAAAUCCACAAAAAUCACUAGCUUUGUCAAUAAUUUGCAAAACAAUGCAUCUGAGGCAUUGGAACUGAACGAAGUACUGAUUGAUAUAACGCAAAUGUCAUCCAAUCAACAAACCAUUAAUUCUGAACAAGCGAAUAUAAAUAUUAGGAAUACCGACGCUGGUGAAGCGUUUGAAGUUUGUAUAGGAAAUCGGGAAUGGAUGAGAAGAAAUGCCAUUGCCAUACCCCAAGAAAUAGAAAGCAUAAUGUUAAAGGAGGAGAAUAUUGGAAGAACGGUAGUCCUAGCUGUCAUCGACGGCGAAUUGUCCGGUAUCAUAAGCGUCGCUGAUUCGAUAAAACCAGAAGCUCACCUCGCUGUAUAUUCCUUAAAAAAAAUGGGCUUCGAGGUGAUACUCUUAACGGGCGAUAACAAAUUAACGGCCAAUACAAUAGCCAAAGAAAUUGGUAUUGACCAAGUGUUUGCCGAAGUACUGCCGUCGCAUAAAGUGGAGAAGAUUCAGCAAUUGCAAAGCCAAGGGAAGAAGGUAGCUAUGGUCGGCGAUGGGGUUAACGAUAGUCCAGCCUUAGCCCAGUCAAACGUUGGCAUAGCAAUAGCGGCGGGAACGGAUGUCGCCAUCGAGGCUGCUGACAUUGUCCUAAUGAGAAAUGAUUUAUUGGAUGUUAUUGCUUGCAUUGAUUUGUCAAGGGAGACAGUUAAGCGCAUAAGGUUAAACUUUUUAUUUGCAAGUUUGUAUAAUAUUUUAGGCUUACCCAUUGCUGCUGGUAUAUUUAGUCCAUUAGGUUUAAGAUUACAACCAUGGAUGGCGACUGCGGCAAUGGCACUUAGUUCGGUAUCGAUUGUAGGGAGCUCUUUGCUUCUUAAAUUAUACCGAAAACCUACGAAAGAAAAGCUGGAAAAUUACGAAUUCAAGCGAAUAGCAAGAUUUUCGAAAAACAGUAUAAAAAUUAUUGACAAUCCCAUGAAAACGACGUCGAUUAAUGGAUCAUCGUUGAGCCUAUCAAAAUUGAGGUACAGUAAUUUAAGAAUCAACUGACUGACUGAAGAGAAUAAUAUGACUAUAGAAGAUUUAAAUACGAGUGGCUAAUUUUCCCGAAUAACGAUUGAGAGAAUUACGUUUUAAAGAGAAACUGAAAAAUUCUGUGACCACUAUUACGAAGAUUCAACUGACCAAAAGCAAAAUAUUUAAUAAAUUAUAUGUAUUAUAAAGACAUUUAAUUACAACAUAAAAUUUUUUAAAUAUUCGUUAAGACUAGCUCGUUCUCGACUAAUUAUUGUAAAGAUAUUUAAAUAUUUUUUUAUUAAUCUUAGCGCAUUUCUUUUGAUUGAGAUCUAUUUAGUUUUAAGGAAACAAUGUGACUGCAACGUUUUUCAUAAUAUUAGAUGUAAUUAAUUUUUAAAUCUAUAAUACUGUAAAAUACCAUAUUUUAU
Molecule: messenger RNA, 4066 nt
Organism: Ceratosolen solmsi marchali
Lineage: Eukaryota; Metazoa; Arthropoda; Insecta; Hymenoptera; Agaonidae
Gene: ATP7
Product: copper-transporting ATPase 1
Exons: 3
Coding region: 297-3671 (1124 amino acids)
Biological process (GO): copper ion homeostasis; monoatomic cation transport
Cellular component (GO): membrane
Molecular function (GO): ATP binding; copper ion binding; P-type divalent copper transporter activity
Source: RefSeq, a predicted model, not a curated record